Molecule: messenger RNA, 1538 nt
Organism: Astyanax mexicanus (Mexican tetra)
Lineage: Eukaryota; Metazoa; Chordata; Actinopteri; Characiformes; Acestrorhamphidae
Product: tripartite motif-containing protein 60-like
Exons: 6
Coding region: 56-1354 (432 amino acids)
Molecular function (GO): protein binding
Source: RefSeq, a predicted model, not a curated record
AUUCAACUGAUGCUUUCACACUCGCCACACACCACUGUUCUGUACAUUUCUCUGAAUGGCUCCAACAAUGCGGCAGCUCAACAGUCCAGUCAUGUACUGUGUGAACUGCCAGGACACACUGAGCACACAAUGCCUGAUGAUCGAUACACACCGGAAACAUCGCUGGGUCACCCUGAAGGAUGCUGAGGCGGAACAGCUGGAGAACAUUAAAGGCCGCUUUGAGAAACUGGUAUCUAAAGCGAGGAAUGGUGAUAUUGAACUUCAGGGGUCAGCAGCUAAACAGAAAUUAGAGGAUGUGUACAAAAAAGCCAGAGAAUCGAUACUCGGUCACUAUGAAAAGCUAUGGGAGAUGCUGGAGAACAACCAAAAGCAUGCUCGUUUUUUAGUGGAGGCUGAGAGAGAAACUCAACUACUGAAUCUAAAUCAGCUUGAGGAGGAUGCUGAAAACUACCUGAGCAAAACAGACGAAAUGAUGAAGAACAUUCAGGCGCUUAAAAAGCAAAAGAAAACCAGAAACACCAUCGAUCAACUGGCGAAACUCAAGGCAUUGGAAAUAAAUAUGGAGACGACAGAGGUGCUCUUCUCUUCUAUGAAAGAAAAGCUAUUUGAUGAUGCGAGGCUGAGAGCUCUGGAAAGCUCAGUCAAAAAUAUUGUCCUAAAGAGUAAGGAGCUUUUGCCACGGCCCUGGGAAUUUUCAGAGAACAUCACCUUCAAUAAAAACAGAACAGCCGAAGAGCUGGAGGUCUCAGAAGACGCAUCCCAGAUUCUCCUCAGGUGUUUCUCUGCACAACAGUUGAAGAAAUACAAAUCGCCAUGGUUCAGUGCAGUGGCGGAUCAGAGCUUCAGUACCGGUCAGCACUACUGGGAGGUGGAGGUGAAGGGCAGCCAGAGCUGGGCUGUGGGUGUAGUGGAGCAGAGCUGGAAGGAGAAGGGAGUAAAGCAGCUGAACCAUUGUCUGGGAACAGACCGGGUCUCCUGGGCCUUACAGUCUCUUGAAGGAGAGCUGACAGCUUUGCACAAGGAUGAGUCCAGCCAGGUCAAAGACUGCAGCGUGCACAGGCUGGGAGUGUACAUCGACUUCAGUAAAGGUAAAGGCCAAAUGAAGAUCUACAAUGUCUCCACAGGCCUCAUGCUGCACUCUUUCUCUGCUCCCUUCAAAAAGCCUGUAUGUCCAGCUUUUAGCCUCAGAGCCACAACCAGCAGCACCGCUCAGCUCAAGCUCUGCAGGAUCACGCAAGAUAACCAGCAGUACCCACAACAAGAAGCUCAAAUGAGUGUCUGUAGCAGGACUGGUGGAGGGUCACACUCUGGAGCUUACGCAGAAUCUGGAGAACCCUCCGAGCAGAGCCGAUAGCAAAAUUUAAGCCUCUCAUUCUUACUGAUUCCCACACUGUAAAAAUCUAGUGCUAAUUAACACUACAUAAUAUAGUGCAAUCUAUUGUUAAACAUUGUUAUAAGCUUGAAUUUAAUUUAAAGUGUGUAUUAUUUAUUUUCUUAAAUUAUUUGUGGUGGUAAAAAUGAAUACAUUUCCUUUAAAA